UUGUCUAAGCAUGUGGAUGAAAAUCAUUGGUUGUGUUACUUUGACGAUUUUCCUGAAUUACGAUGGAAUCUGUGGCAAUGUGUCUCCACCUAUGGUUCAUCGUAAUGUGGAACCUGCAGACAAUAUAAAAAUAUCGAAAAAUGUAACGAUUCACCGUCAUGGAUUUGGACGAUUUCUGGGUUUGUUGAAGCUGUUGAAGGGUUUCCACCACAAAAGACACAUCUACAAUCCAUACGUAAUAUCGAGAUUGUGGCGUGCGUCGUUUGAAUUCGAAGUGAAUCCUCAACCGAUAUUUGGCCAUGAAAUGUCUUCAAACAUCUACUUUCCGACAGAUUUUGGAGUAGCCGGCGGUGGCGUAGUUUCGAGUGGCAAACCAAGCAAUAGUGGACUUGGUUCAAAUAGCAUUGAUAGUAUCUUCCAUUUCGGAAACAACGAACAACAGAGUUCAGUCACUAUAGGAGGAUCUAAUCAAAUCACAAAGGGUGAACGAGAUGAAAUUCCGAUUGGUCAGAACCAAGUUAUUCACAAAGAUGCCAUUGACACAGUGACUGCAAAUGAUACAGAAAAUGAAGUUGCCGGAAAGUCUGAACGAGUUUUAAGGCAUGCCAUUCAUGCUAGAAUCGAUGACGAAGAAUCAGACCCAGACGUUGAUGAAACUACUACCGUUAGUUCAAGUUCGCUGAACACCGAGGAAAGCGAAACAGUUGGUACAUCGAUGACGAUGCCACAAACUACUAUGCAAAUGGAAACCUCAAUGCCACAAACUACUAUGCAAAUGGAAACCUCAAUGCCAGAAACUACUAUGCAAAUGGAAACCCUAAUGCCAGAAACUACUAUGCAAACGGAAACCUCAAUGCCACAAAGUACUAUGCAAACGGAAACCUCAAUGCCACAAACUACUAUGCAAACGGAAACCUCAAUGCCACAAACUACUAUGCAAACGGAAACCUCAAUGCCACAAACUACCAUGCAAACGGAAACCUUAAUGGCACAAACAAUUGGGUCUACGGAAUCGUUGAUUCCUCAAACAACCGUAUUAGAGGCAACGUCGAUUUAUCAAACGACUGAAGAAUCGACGGAUCGUGACACAAAACCGUUUACCGCAACGACUCCAGCGAGUAGUUCACCGGGUGCGAUUUAUGAGCUAUCGUCAUCGUCAACGGCUGUUCCAUCAGAAUGGCUCGGUUACUAUGCCAAUGGGAUACAUAAGCCCGAAUUUAUUGAAAGUAUUGAAUUUACCACGAACUAUCCUCCACAGCUGGUUAAGGAGGACAUUCAUUAUGUCACGUAUGGAGCGCCGUUCAAACCGAGUCAUCCCGAUCAUGGUGCUAAUGCUUACGCGUAUUCGACGAAUUUUUUCAAUGCACUGAAGUUUUUCAGCCGUUGACUCGAUGAUGAAAUUAUGAUCAAUGGUAAGAAUGAAGAAUAAAUUUUGUCACCGAAGCUUUGUCGGGAAAUCGUCUCCCUCGUCCCUUUUAAUUUUCUUCCGUAGAUAAAUUGUCUCACAAAUAUAAGUUCUGGUGAAUAGUUAAAAGUCUUUCACUUAGAGUGUAAUGUCUGGUAUAUCUAAUAAGUAACAAAACCAACGAGUGGACAUCGGUCGUGAUUUUUGCAUAAAGUAAUAGUAGGUUACAGUGCAUGCUGCGAAAAUGAUUCAUUACAUGGGGGAAC
Messenger RNA from Bradysia coprophila, 1671 nucleotides. RefSeq lists its product as uncharacterized. Lineage: Eukaryota; Metazoa; Arthropoda; Insecta; Diptera; Sciaridae. The record is from RefSeq and is a predicted model, not a curated record.